GCUCUCUCUGCUUUUCUCUCUCCUGGCACUUGUACUUGGAAUUAUUCGUAUUAUUAUUCUCAUUAUUAUCUUACCUGCCCACGGUAGUAUUAUCUAUCCAUCCUUCGCUGCCCUGUACAUUUUAUUACCCCCCCCCCCUCUAGGCCCCCCCUUCCCUAAGCCGAACCCAGCUGAUUCUGAUUUCCUCCCCCUCCCGCUCACCCCGUCCCUUUAUUUAAAUCCCCCUCUCCCAUUCCCCACGUUACCACCGUUCCUCUUUUUACUAUUCUUCAUCUACCACUCCGCUUCCACCUCAGCCUCAUCUGCACCCACGCCAUCACACACCAUCUAUCCAUCUACAAUCCCACUCUACUUCAUCUCCAACCUCAUUCAAUAUGACUGGACGCGGCAAAGGUGGCAAGGGCCUCGGAAAGGGUGGUGCCAAGCGCCACCGCAAGAUUCUGCGUGACAACAUCCAGGGCAUCACGAAGCCUGCUAUCCGACGUCUCGCUCGUCGUGGUGGUGUCAAGCGUAUCUCAGCCAUGAUCUACGAGGAGACGCGAGGUGUCCUCAAGUCCUUCCUCGAGGGCGUCAUCCGUGACGCCGUCACCUACACCGAGCACGCUAAGCGCAAGACGGUCACCUCGCUCGACGUGGUCUACGCCCUGAAGAGGCAAGGCCGCACCCUCUACGGUUUCGGUGGUUAAGCGUCGUUGUUCUUGCAUUGGGAAGGGAAGGGGUCUCACGUCGGUUACGAAAGUCGGUUUUCUCUCUAGCUCGCGCUCCCCCCUCGGGCGUGCCCCGGGUCAUGAUCAUGGGAUUUGGUUUCUGCGUUUACAACGGUGUUUGCUAUUGUACCAUAGGGUGGCCAACGGGGUCUGACUACCUAGAUUUGCCCGUCUGGGUGUAAUCAAUCCGAAAAGGAUUCUUGAACGUACCAUUCUGUCUUGAAUGACCUGUGAC
Messenger RNA from Durotheca rogersii, 942 nucleotides. Its product is annotated as histone H4.1. Gene Ontology annotation, molecular function: structural constituent of chromatin; DNA binding; protein heterodimerization activity. The coding region runs from base 375 to 686 and encodes 103 amino acids. Lineage: Eukaryota; Fungi; Ascomycota; Sordariomycetes; Xylariales; Xylariaceae. The record is from RefSeq and is a predicted model, not a curated record. The transcript has 3 exons. Gene Ontology annotation, biological process: nucleosome assembly. Gene Ontology annotation, cellular component: nucleosome.